Messenger RNA from Oncorhynchus tshawytscha (Chinook salmon), 2687 nucleotides. Its product is annotated as beta-crystallin B3-like. The coding region runs from base 16 to 750 and encodes 244 amino acids. Gene Ontology annotation, molecular function: structural constituent of eye lens. NCBI's taxonomy places the organism in Eukaryota, Metazoa, Chordata, Actinopteri, Salmoniformes, Salmonidae. The record is from RefSeq and is a predicted model, not a curated record. The transcript has 6 exons. Gene Ontology annotation, biological process: visual perception; lens development in camera-type eye.
GGCGUGGGGAUGUAAAUGUAUAUAUAUCCCUACUCUGGGGGCCUGAUUCCAACUCUUAGGCUUAUCCAUCUGGAUGUCCGUUCCUCCCUUGUACCUGACAAGCAGCCACUUGAUUUGACCAUGUCCCACUCUGGAGCCCAGGGCAGCAUUGGGAGCCACCCAGCCAUGGGGCUGCGUGCCCACAAAAUGUACCUGUUUGAGUUUGAGAACUUCCAGGGUCGUAUGAUGGAGUGCAUCACUGAGUGCCGUAACCUGUGUGAGAAGGGCUUCGAGAAGAUCGGCUCCAUCAGGGUGGAGUGUGGACCCUGGGUGGGCUAUGAGCAGCAGAACCUGAGCGGAGAGAUGUUCAUGCUGGAGAAGGGAGAGUACCCCCGCUGGGAUACCUGGAGCAACAGCUAUAGGUGUGACCGCUUCAUGUCCGUCAGGCCUGUUCGCAUGGACACCCAGGACCACAAGAUAUGCCUAUUUGAGUGUAAUAACUUUGAGGGCCGUAAGAUGGAAGUUUGUGAUGAGGAUAUCCCGAGUCUGUGGUCCUAUGGCUUCCAGGACCGUGUGGCCAGCAUCCAGGUCACUGGUGGAACUUGGGUUGGCUAUCAGUACCCCGGUUACCGUGGCUACCAGUACGUGUUCGAGUGCGCCGUCUUCAAGCAUUGGAACGAGUGGGGCGCCCACCAUCCCCAGAUCCAGUCCAUCCGUAGAGUGAGGGACAUGCAGACACAUCGCAGAGGCUGCUUUGAGUGGACCGUCUAGAUGGGGCCAGGCAGGCGACGGGUUGUGGGCCAGCAAGACAGAGGGGAACGGGUCUGGCUAGCCCUGGAGCUAACCAUUCCAGAGUCUGGAGUUCCAUCUUGGAUCUCCACACAGCCAACAUAAGCUAACAGCUAAUAACAUAACAUCACUGGCUCCACCUCAAUCACUUACUAGUUGUAACAUUCAGGGUGUGUACUGUAUUGCACAAUCGCUGAAUGAAGACAUUGCCACCUACUGGGAAAAGGUUGUUACUGCAGUUCACCUGCAACUGACUUCCACAAUGCCUGAAUAUAAUAAUACUGGUGAAACUGAUAGCUGUACUCUCUGUUCCAAGACCUGAUAGAAUUAUAGCAUGAGAAGAUUUAUGAUAGGGAUUUUAAUGGGGGAAAGGGAAUUAGUUAACAAAGAUUUUAAGAAGUUAUAUACCUUCAUUAGUUUGUGUUCACUAGUUUGUUUCCAUAUCUGCAAACCAAUUUAUUUUAUACAUCUUACUUACUUGUUUCUUAGCUAUAUACCAAAUGAUGCAGAAUAAGCCUGUUAAUUACAAUGCUCUACCCUCCUGCAAUCUAUGAAUGAUUUUAGAGAGUAGAGAUACUAGACACUCCACUCAAGCCAGUCCCUAAACUACCAUGGACGGCUGCCAGCUCUGUGCUGUGUCCGUGCCCUACAGUGAGCUCAAUCAUCCACAGGGAGACACUGUUUACCAAUGUACUCUCCCCAUGGCCACCAUCUAGUCUAGGGAUUCCACCUCAACCAUAAUUUCCCUAAUGACAUUCUACCUUCAAGGCUUCAAAGCUAUGCCCAUGACCCACUCGGUCGAGGGUAACAGACUCAGUUUAAGGCAGUGAGGCUGUCUGAAGGAGGAAGUGAGCUAGGGGGUAUGAUUGGGAGACAGGCUGCUGUAGACUACCUGGUAGUGUUUUUCUAGACAUGCCAACCUUUUGGGAGACCCCUCCCCCUCUUAAUGAUGGGGUUGCAGAGGAAUGUUGUUAUAUACACUAUAUAUUUCUCAGGGAUGCUGGCAUCUGGAAAUACACUUUCCAAUAAAAAAAACAAAGUGAAAUUGAUAAAGCUUCCUAACCUCAGUGCUGGACAUGCAGUCAGUGGCUCAUGUCAAGUUGCUUGUUUGACUUUUUGUUCUCUUGUGUGUUUUAUGAUUGUCUGUGGUGUUUGUCCCACAUUUUAAUCUAAACUAUGCUGAACAUUCAAACAAUUAUUGUACUCAAUAUAGAUAUCCUCACAAAGGCAAUCCUGCAUCAACAUCAACAGCGACAAAUUGUAACCAUGUCAUGUUCAUGCAAUCAGACAAAUAGUCCAUGAGCCAGACCCCCAAAUUUGGGCCCUUGGGCUCGUUGGGCCGAUGAUUUGUCAUAGUGAUUUUCUGGAAAGUCUAUGUCCAUAGAGUUGGAAAAUGUGUGAUAGUGCAGCAAUGGUAGCUUUCUGUGUGUUGUCACUCUAUCUUUCAUCCCUCCAUCCCAAUAAUUGUUUUCCCAUUGGGAAUUUACCAUAUGACGAACAAUGUAAGUAUACAACAAGUUAUUUCUCGCUUAUACCCUUUAAUCAUAUAUAAUUGGAAUGCUUAUUCACAAUUAUCCAUCAGACACAUUUUCAGAAAGUUCAGGUCAACAGAAAUUUGACCUCUGACCUCUAGGGUACAUAUCAUAAUGAAUUACCUGUAUAAAUGGCUUUAAAACAGGAACCCUGAUAAAUUUCAAACUUUGUUUGACAAGUGGUUCUGAAAGGCCAUGAAAUUACCAUUCAAAUUAUAUAUAAUAUAACCAACUUUGAAAGAAUCAGCUGCAACUAUUGUUUAAAUAUUGCCUAUAUUGUGCCAUUGACAUUAGAAUCUUGGAAGCUUCACCAUAGAAUUCCAUGAAAUGGGGCAGCUACACUACAGGUCAAAACACCUACUCAUUCAAGGGUUUUUCUUUAUUUUU